AUGGUUUUCAGAGGUCUCUGCGUCGGUCUCGGCGAAUUCCUCACUUUCGUGGCCGUCGUUCUUGCCGUAUUCGCCAACAUUGGUCAACUCACCAACAACAUUGUAACCCGCAACAUACGUUACGUUACCGUUGACACCACUGGUCUCGGUAACGCUCUUUCCACCGCUGGAUCCAACGUCGCAAAUCUCUACACUAACGACCCCAACUCUCCCGUCGGCCAAGGCAACGGUGUUCGUCAAUCCUACCAAUGGGGUCUUUACAACUACUGUGCUGGUCAGCCUUCGGGUGAUGACCGUUCUUGCUCUCAGCGCAACUUCGGUUUCGAAUGGCUUCCCGUUGAUGCGAUUCUCCGCGACGCUCCUCAGGAUUCUAGACAGCAGAUUCAGAACUUCUUGCCCGAAAGCACUUUCCGUGACAGCAAGUACUUGGGUGACUACUCCAAGCCAGCAAUGUACUUGAUCUUCAUUGGUUCUUGUUUGGCAUUCCUGGCUUGGGUUGCAGGUCUUCUUUCCCACAGAUUUGCAUUCCUCGGUGCGGCAUUCAUCGCUUUGCUCGGUGCAUUGGCAUUGGGUGUCGGUGCAGCAUUGUUGACUGCAAUCUACACUAAGGCUAAGGACUCAGUUGGUGGUCAGUACGGUGUCCAAGUUAGGUACGGUAAUGCUCUCUGGAUCACUUGGGCUGCUUUCGUAGCUUGUGUGUUGGCAAUCGUGCCUUACAUUCUUAGCUGCUGCACUGGUCGAUCUGACGACUACUAA
This is a messenger RNA of Ustilago hordei, 756 nucleotides long. RefSeq lists its product as uncharacterized. Bases 1 to 756 code for a protein of 251 amino acids. The record is from RefSeq and is a predicted model, not a curated record. Gene Ontology annotation, biological process: fungal-type cell wall organization. Gene Ontology annotation, cellular component: cell cortex of cell tip; plasma membrane. NCBI's taxonomy places the organism in Eukaryota, Fungi, Basidiomycota, Ustilaginomycetes, Ustilaginales, Ustilaginaceae. The transcript is spliced from 2 exons.